GUUGUAAGUAUUUUUGGACACCAAUUGCAAAGAAAGCUACUGGAAUGAAUUUUUUUUCCCUUGGUUUUUGAUUUAAGAACCUGGAUGAGGGGCUAUGCUGUGGUACUGGAAUGGAGAGAUGAUGUGUGAUGUUGAUGACCACCUAAUGCCGGCUAUGAACAUGCAAGAUCCUUAUCUUCUCUUAGAAGGAUAGUUCCAGGACAUCUGAAUUGUAAAAAUAUGAGAAUUGAGAUGGUGAGUCGAGGAAUUGCUUUUGUUGUUAGGUAUUUGAACGCAAGAAACGUGAAGUGUAACUGUGAGAAUUGAGAUGUUCGACUAGUGGAAUUGCUCCUAUUGUAGGACUUGGAACAGUAUACAAUACAAAAUAAGGGAAACCUGAACCGUAAGUCAGGGAAACCUGAACCCCUCGGAAUGGCGAAGAAGCUCUGUUCGGAGCUCUUUAUUAGUAAGCUGUCAUUCUACAACUCAGAAAAUGAACUCAAAAGGUUGUUUUCACCAUUUGGGGUCGUUAAACAAGCUAGGUUAAUCAGAGACCCGAAAACCCAAAGACCUAAAGGAUUUGGUUUUGUCAAAUUUGAGAAAGCAGCUGAGGCACAGAAAGCACUGAAAGCCAUGAAUGGCAGGAUAGUACAAGGAAGGAUGAUAUUUGUAGAAUUUGCUCAAGGUUCUACAGAUGAGGCAAACAAAAACACUUGAAAGUAAAAUUCUUUUGAAAUUUGUUUGAGACUGCUAACAUAUUACUUUUAAGUUGUAUCAGAAUCAGACUUUAAGUUGUAUCAGAAUCAGACUUUCUGAGCUAGAAUUGGAGAAGAAACUUUUUUAAGCACUUGAUCAUUAAUCUUCAAGUUCUUUGUUUUUGCAUUGAGGGACCAUUAUUAACCUGUACUCCUGUUAUGAUAAAUCUUCAAAUAUUUUCAAGAUUGACACUAACAUUUUUCCAAGUUUUUGCUCACUUGCUCAAAAGGCCAAGAAUUAUGCAUAAACAGGCAGUUUUUUCUUUCAUUCAAUUCAUUUACUAAGCCCUACACAUUCAGAAAAACAAGCUCCUAGAACCAAAAAUCACAUAUAAGGAGAUCAAAUCAAGAAAACUAUAUAUCUAGAACAACUAGACUUUCUUUGGAGAUUUUCCUGCUUUGGCAGGAGAGGUGGGUUCCUUGGUGGCCUUCUCGGUCUUGAAAGGAAAUUGAAAGGAAAGUUUGUACAUGACAAAUUUUUUUGAAGAUUACGUAUCUCAGAUUCUCAAUUAAGCUUUUGAUCUUCU
Molecule: messenger RNA, 1261 nt
Organism: Rubroshorea leprosula
Lineage: Eukaryota; Viridiplantae; Streptophyta; Magnoliopsida; Malvales; Dipterocarpaceae
Source: the annotation of a GenBank genome assembly